Messenger RNA from Angiostrongylus costaricensis, 1026 nucleotides. The record is from the annotation of a GenBank genome assembly. NCBI's taxonomy places the organism in Eukaryota, Metazoa, Nematoda, Chromadorea, Rhabditida, Metastrongylidae.
CUUAACUGGGUUCUAUGCCGAUUUUACUGUACGUCUACCACGAUGGAAAUCGUUGUCGUUCAGGGCAUGAACUUCAUCGCCAAGCACUUCUUCGAGUAUCAAUCGUUCAUCAACAUGCCACAUAAAGGCAUACAACUUCAUAAGACGCCACCUUCUCAAGCCGGAACAGAUCCAUCUGUUGGCUGGGCUCCAAAGAACAUGAAUAAAGCCGGAAAGAAUCAACCCGCACCAGCGGCGAGAGCAAAUCGAAUUCAUCGUGAUCCACGUCCAAACGGCACUAAGCAUGGUCGAGCCGCCAAGCUUGAACAUCGAGAAUGGGGAGAUCGGCAUGGAGAACUUAAAGAAGAAAAAGUGGCACCUCAUAAAGAUGCUUGGACUAAGUUCUUAUCAAAUGAGGAUCCAGGUCAGAGGAGCGUAUUCGAUUGUGACCUUGAAGAUAGAGUCUUGGCGACGGAAGAGGAAACGCUGCCUGAACGAAUCUCACGAAUCAGUGCUGAUGAUUUAGAGUUUCAAAGAGCCUACAACGCUAAGAAAAGCUCGUCGGAGACGGACUGUGAGCUUUUGACUAUUCUGACCUAUGCGCCAUCAGUGCAAUUCAUUACAGCUACAAUAAAACGAGCAAAAUCAUUACCUUACAACAAUUCUCCGUUCGCUCGCAUUAUGCUCUUUGAUGGCCGACGACUUUUGGAGCAGAAACAAACCACCAUUAAUCCCUCGGUUGCUCAGAAAUCUUCUGUAGACACUUCAUCCAAAGUCUCCUCCUCUUCGGUUUCAUCAACUCUUAGCUCAUCGUCAGGCGAUGCUUCCUUCUCAGAAUCAUUUCUAUUCCACGUGUCGCCGUUGAAACUCGACCGAUGUCAUAUUGUCAUCGAGAUGUUCGACCAUGACUCCUCCGGACAACCGAUAUCUGUUGGCCAUUGUGUAAUCGGUCGUAUGGGUGACAUCACGGGCUAUGCCCAUUGGAUUCAGAUGAUCAAAAAGCACGGAUUACCUGUCUGUAUGUGGCAUCGUUUGGGUAUCAAUUAG